AUGUUGGAUAUUAAUGAAAGGGAAAACUCUUCUAGAAGUUCAGUUUGUAAAAUUCCACCUGAUCUGAAUGAUCCACCGAAAAAUAUACCCUUAAAGUCAUUAUAUGAUAGAUAUCAACUAAUUGAAGAAUUGGGAAAUGGAUCUUUUGGCUGUGUUACUUUAGCUAAAGCCAAGUUUGAUCUGAUUAAUCUUUCAUCAAAUGUACAUCAAUGUAAAGGGACCCUAUUAGAUCAGACCAAUACAGAAUAUCAGAAUUUUAUUGCUAAAUCUCAAAGACUAGUUGCAAUCAAGACUAUGUUGACUAAACUCUACACAUUACAUGACUAUACAAGGGUAAGAGAGGUAAAAUUUAUUUUAGCAUUGCCAACGAAUAAACACUUGAUUCAAAUAUUCGAGAUAUUUGCAGAUACAUCAAAUUAUCAACUUCAUAUAGUUAUGGAGUGUAUGGAACAGAAUUUAUAUCAAAUGAUGCUUCAUAGGAAAAAGAGAGUGUUUUCAAUACCCUCUUUGAAAUCAAUCUUGGCUCAAAUAUUAGCUGGUAUUAAACAUAUUCAUGACCACAAUUUCUUUCAUAGGGAUAUUAAACCAGAAAACAUUUUAGUCUCACCAAAUAAGAGAUAUUUUGAUAAAGAAAGGCUUGAAUUAGGGUUUUAUCCAGAUAACUAUGUUGUGAAAUUAGCUGACUUUGGGCUAGCACGCCACGUUGAAAAUAAGAAUACAUAUACCGCAUAUGUGUCUACACGUUGGUACAGAUCUCCAGAAAUUUUGUUAAGAAACGGUUAUUACUCAACCCCUUUAGAUAUUUGGGCAUUUGGUUGUGUUGCUGUUGAAGCAACAAUAUUCAAACCAUUAUUUCCUGGUUCAAACGAAUUAGACCAAAUUUGGAGAAUUUUAGAGGUUUUAGGCACUCCAUAUAAUAAUAAAAAUGAUUCAACAGUCCCAAACAACUUUAAACCUUAUGGUGGAACUUGGAAUCAUGUUGCGGAGCUAGCAAGUAAGUUAAAUUUGGAAUUUCCAUUUGUGGAAGGAAUUUCUUUAGAUAGGUUUAUUCCAUUACCCGAAUUAUAUGAUUUAUUGGAUGUAAUAAAGAAAUGUUUAAGAUGGAAUCCUUUAGAGAGGGCUUCAGCUAAUGACUUAUGUUUGAUGGAAUAUUUUAAAGAUACGGUUGCCAGUGAGUCAAUGAAAAACUCAAAUACUAAGGGGGAAUCCCGUAAGGAUGUUACAGUCAAAAAUAAUAGAGUAACAACCAAUACUGAACAAGCUUUAAUAUUUGCAGGUAUCAAUUCUGAUCCUUCAAAGACGUCACAAUUAGUAUUUUCUUCAACUAAAAAUAGUAAUAUUGAUCAUAAUAUGGAAGAAGAUAGUAUUCAGAUUAAUGAUGAAAAUCAGAGAUCUCCUAAACACAACGGACAUAUGCUAUCUAUUCCUGAGACUAAAAAUAAUGGAAAAUUUUUUGGUGAUGUACUGCCUUUGAAUCCAAAAAAUAUUACAAAUGCAAUCAAACCAUUUGACCAUUCAAAAUUACCAAUGAAAGGAUUUGCACCGGAGUUUAAUUUUAUUGAAAAGAUCAAUUAUUUGUCAGAUGACAAUGACCCCCCAAUACCAGAUAUGGAAAAAGACGAUGAAAAUGAUGAUGAAAAUGGAAUAUUUUCUGAUACUGAUAGUACAGAAGAAGAUGAAAUAAAUAUGACGCGGGAAUUACAAAGGGAGACCCAUAUUAAAAUACCAAAUGAAUUAGAUCAAAAUGUUUCAUUAUAUUUUGGUAAUAAUUUAGAAAAUUUAGAUAAUGGAGAUAACAAAGAAGAAUCUGAAUCAUUUAAUCAAUAUAUUUCUGAAAUGGGGUUUAAUAUUGAUGAUUAUGAGCAAGAAGCAGAUAAUGAUGAUAUUAUAACCGAAGGUGAACCAUAUGAAUCUGAAAAUGGCAGAAAUUGUGAUGAAGAUAAGAGCGAUUUUUUCUAUGUGUUUUCUCAUAAGGAGCAAACAAACAAUCCUUUCACUAGGAGAACAUUUCCCAUGAACCAUGAACAAGAACAAGAAGAGGUGGAAGCAGGGAACACGUCAUUACCGUUCCCCGAUGUGGCACCUCGAACAUUUGAAAUACCGCACCUUGGUCCUUCAGAAGAAGUUACUAACAAUUGUUCGCUAAUGAAUCCGAACAGUUUCUUCGGAAACUUAACCUUUUAA
This is a messenger RNA of Naumovozyma castellii, 2184 nucleotides long. RefSeq names its product protein kinase IME2 (gene IME2). NCBI's taxonomy places the organism in Eukaryota, Fungi, Ascomycota, Saccharomycetes, Saccharomycetales, Saccharomycetaceae. The coding region runs from base 1 to 2184 and encodes 727 amino acids. The transcript has a single exon. The record is from RefSeq and is a predicted model, not a curated record.